AUGACCACCCCAGACGCCCAAGAUGCCUCUCCUUCGCCCGAGUACAGGAGCGACCUGGACGACGACAUGGCUGCUGAACAGACUACAGACCGCCAGUCUGGCGACGGCGAUUCCAGCCAGAAGCCUACCAAUGGAAAGCCCAAUGCAAAAGACCCUCUAAGACCGCGGAGGAAGAAGGCGCGGAGAGCGUGCUUUGCCUGCCAGCGAGCCCAUCUGACAUGUGGCGACGAGAGGCCGUGCAAUCGCUGUAUCAAGCGCGGCCUCCAAGAUCACUGCAUGGACGGCGUGCGCAAAAAGGCCAAGUAUCUCCACGAUGCGCCAGAUGGAGCGCUCAUGCCUGGUGUGGGCGGUCACUACCCGUACAUGAACGGUAACCGACCAACACCAAUACCGAGUCACGACACACAACCAGUCUCAGUCUCUCCACAAAGCAACAUGUACAAUCAAGCCCAGCCCGCGGCAUUCUACCCGCCCAAUUCGAUACCAGGGCAAAUGCCUGUGGCUCAAGACGGUCACGCCUUCAGCAAUCAGCAGUCGCCAAUAUCACCUCCGUUCAACCAGACACACCACGGCCCAGUACAAAACGCACCAAACCCCAUGUCACAAAACCAGCAGGGCCAAUUGCAGCAGUUUGGACCUUUGUUCGACCCAAGUGAUCCCGCACUGUUCAAUUUCGACAUCUCGAGCCUCAAUUUCGGAAACCAUUACGGAGCCCUGGAAUUUGGCAUGCUUGGCCACAUGUCAUCAGGCGCAGUGGACACACCUCACGACAACGCGAUGAUGAACAUGAACGGCGCUGUGAACAUGUACAACGCACAGAUGCCCUCAACUUACGCGGACCAGAACAACGCGGCAACCGCUAUGGCAUACAAUGCGAACGGACUUCCAGCAGGCGAAUGGCAAGACGCACAUUCGCGGCAAGGGAGCAUGCACGUUCACACGCCAAAUACCGCUGGCCACGAUCACCAUAGUCUUCGAAACGACAGCCUCAGUGGUCCUCACGCAUUCGUUAUUGGCCAAGGGCCUGCGAGCCACACAGCAAGCCCAGCCUCUACGGAUGCAUCUACUUUCGAGGGUGACAACCCGCUGGCGACUGCAGCGUUCUUCGCCAACACAAAUCGACCGCAUGCGCAGCGUUCUCCGGCUGUUAGUCGAUCACAACACGAAAGCAGACCUUCGACCACAGCGCUUCAGCCGAUACACUCGAAUGGUGUUCGCAAGCGUCAACGCGAUACCAAGAGCAUCUACCAAGGGGUUACCAAGCCAUACGAUUAUGUUAAGGGCUACCACAGGCUUUAUCAGCUGAUCGACAAGAACUACUCGAGGCCUUGGGUCGCCAAGGCACAACAGUAUCUGCAAAACUACCGACCUGUAUUGCUACAAGUGCGGGAAGAGCUGAACAGAGACGACUUGAUUCAUCAAGAAAUGGGUCUCCAGCGUCAGGUCAUGACACUGCAAGAUCACUUUGCGGAAGUCGGUACACCGUUCUUGAUCUGUCGUCGCUCAGGCGAAAUCGUCGGCAUCAACAAGGAGUUUACCAUUCUCACGGGCUGGAAAGACCAAGUUCUCCUCGGCCACGAGCCGAACCUCAACGUCAACACGGGCACGAACCGCGACACAAGCGAAAGCGAAACGGGCUCAACCCAAAACACCACACCCAACCUCACCGCGCAAGACUCCGAGACCACACCAAGCGUCAACAUCAUCGAACUCAUGGACCCCAAAUCCGCCCUUGAGUUCCUCCAGCACUUCUCCGAACUGUGUUACCAGGACCCUCACGGCUACGCUUCUCAGCGCGUCAACAUGCUCAGAUACCAGACCAAGGCAGACAUGGAUCGCAUCCAGGAAAUGAAGAAUGCGAAUGCUGGUGCUGAUGUCAAGGUCGAUCCGCUUGUCAAGGUGGAAGGCGAAAGUGCCAUGCAACGGCUCGGUGCGAAGAAUGGUAUGGUUGACUGUAUGAUCUGGUGGCAUAUCAAGCGCGAUAUGUUUGAUAUGCCGGUGCUUGUUUGUAUGAGUGUCAUGCCUGUCCUUGACAAAGGGCUGCAAUGA
Alternaria infectoria is the source of this 2049-nucleotide messenger RNA. RefSeq lists its product as uncharacterized. Gene Ontology annotation, cellular component: nucleus. The record is from RefSeq and is a predicted model, not a curated record. Bases 1 to 2049 code for a protein of 682 amino acids. Lineage: Eukaryota; Fungi; Ascomycota; Dothideomycetes; Pleosporales; Pleosporaceae. The transcript is spliced from 3 exons. Gene Ontology annotation, biological process: cellular response to starvation; regulation of DNA-templated transcription. Gene Ontology annotation, molecular function: DNA-binding transcription factor activity, RNA polymerase II-specific; zinc ion binding; RNA polymerase II transcription regulatory region sequence-specific DNA binding.